Brassica napus (rape) is the source of this 4869-nucleotide messenger RNA. RefSeq names its product titin-like. The record is from RefSeq and is a predicted model, not a curated record. The transcript has 3 exons. Lineage: Eukaryota; Viridiplantae; Streptophyta; Magnoliopsida; Brassicales; Brassicaceae. The coding region runs from base 253 to 4479 and encodes 1408 amino acids.
UUAUUAUCUUACGUUAUAAAUUUCAUAAAUAAUUGUGCCGAAAGUAGCCACCGCCACCACCGUAAUCAGCAGAGAGGCCAACGAACAAUUACAUUUGUUUUGAUGUAAAAGAAGGCUAACAACAAACAAUCAUAGCUCACUUUUCUUCUUUUCUCACUCUGUCUCUGUAUCGUCUAGUCAACUAUUUUAUCCUCUCUCUUCAAUCCUACCUCCGUAAGAAAAGAACUUGGAGAAGGAAAAAGAAAAAAAGAGAUGAGGGUUCAUACGCGGAGAUUAUUUGUCAUUAUUAUCAGAACUUCCUAUAGAUGGAUCUGCACUCAUCCCUAUCUCCUUGGCUGUGUUGGGGUUGCGUAUCUUCUGUAUAGAGCUUGUCCUCUUUUGUUUUCUCCCUUGCUGGCUGCAUCUCCUGUUCUGGUUUGCACAUUCGUUUUGCUUGGAGCUAUUCUUAGUUUCGGUGAGACAAAUAUUAUACCUGAGAUCGAAACAGAACCGGAGACCACUGUUCACGAGGCUGCUCUUUUCACAACUGAGGCUUCGAGGGAUCCCACUGUUGUUGAGAGAGGCGACGAGAGUUUUAAGGUGGAGAGGUUCGUGGGCACAGAGAAAGAUGUUGCUGAUAGAUUAGUGGAAAACCAGCUGAGUGAGGUUGAGGACGGUGAUGGUCAACCAUUUGAUUAUAGGCCUUUGGUUGAUCAGAUUCUUGAUGAGGCCAAACGAGAUACUCAUGUAAGGUUUGAGGAGAGAGAAGAGGAGAAGUUUAUUGGAAAUGAUGGGAAGCGUGAUGAACAAUGGAGGAAUGUUGGUGGUUCUUUAGAUGAGAUGAUGGACGAUUCAAAGGAAGAUCAGGUGGAUUUAACUCCUUGGAGACCAAUGAGGCAUGAGGAGGGCGAGGAUGAUGAUGAUGAUGAUGACUCACUGGAUUCUAGUUCUGAUGGUGCGGAAAGUUCUUCACCUGACCCCUCUAUGACAGACAUCAUCCCCAUGCUUGAUGAGCUUCACCCGCUUUUACACUCAGAGAAUCCAGGUCGUGGUAUUGAAGGAUCAGAUGCAACUUCAGAGGAGCCAGAUAUGAGUAGUAGUGAUAGCGAUGAAGGAACGGAGUCUGAUGUUAACAGCGAGAGUCAUGGAGAAGAGGACGACAACAAGAAGAAAGAAGAGGAAGAGGAAAAGAAGGAAGAAGAGAAUGACGAUGAAAGUAAAUCACCUAUCAAAUGGACAGAGGCUGACCAAAAAAACGUCAUGGAUCUAGGAAGUCUCGAGCUCGAAAGAAACCAACGGUUGGAGAGUCUUAUCGCCAGGAGAAGGGCUCGCAACAAUAUGAGAAAUCUGAUUGAUUUUGACUGUGCUGAUGUUCCUUUUAAUAUGCCGCCAAUCUCAACCGCAAGGCAGAAUCCAUUUGAUCUUUCAUAUGAUGAUAUGGGAUUACCACCUAUCCCUGGCUCUGCCCCGUCCAUUAUGUUCGCGAGGAGAAGAAACCCGUUUGAUCUUCCGUACGAGCCAAAUGAAGAAAAGCCAGACCUCAAGGGUGAUGGUUUUGAGGAAGAGUUCUCUUCUCCACAACGUAAGGAGCCAGUGUUCAGAAGACAUGAGAGUUUUAGUGUAGGUCCAUCGAUGCUCGGAGGUCCCAGACAUGAUAGGCUACGACCUUUCUUCGUGCUGGAAAGAUUAGCACACGAGAGAGCGAGCUAUUAUCCAUUUGAAAGGCAGCUCAGUGAAGUUAGUGAAUCAAAAGUCAGUUCUGUGCCUGAUACUGAAUCUGUCUGCACAAUCCUAGAGAGUGACGAAAAGAAGGUGGAUGAAGAUGAUGCUGAUCGAGAAACCGAUGUAGCUAAAACUGAUAUGGCUUCUGACCAUGAUGAAGAAAAGGGUCAUUUGUCAGAAGAUUCUGAUUUUGAUGAACAAGCUGAUAGCAAAAAUCGUCAUCUUGAUGUGGCUGAGAUAAUAUUAGGAAGUGCAGAAACACACGUUACACACCAUGAGCAAUCAAACAUGAUGGACGGAGAAACUCCUGAUAAGACAAAUCAUGAUGAAGAGGAUUCCAGUGAUGGUGAAACAUCUUUAUCAGAGAUAGAAGAAGAGAUAGCGCAUAUUAGUGAGAAUGAAGCAGUGUUGAUUUCAGAGCAGAAAGUUGAUCUUCAUGAGAAAUCAGGUACUUCUUCUGGAGGAUCAGAUAUUCACGUUGCAAGAGGGAUGGAGGAUGAUUAUCACCAUGAUAAGGAGCCUGCUUUCAUUACUCCACUCCCCUCCCUGGAGGAGUCAGCAAUUCAUGAUCUUUGUGGUUUGGUGGGCGACCACCACGAAACACCUGUCUAUGAUUCGAGUCCUCCCUCAGCCAGUAGAUUCCCAUCAUUUUCUUCCGUAUCAUCUGAUCACAAACCAGAUCUACCUGGAAAGAGUGACGAAGAAGUACAAGAAAAUGCAGAUAAUGAACGUGAAGUUUAUUCUGAAAGCAUAGGUCCUGGUGAGACUGAAACAAGCACAAGGGAAGUAGGAGAGAAUAGCAUGCAUGAUACAGGAGAGGCGAGCGUUCUCGUUGCGGAGGUUGGAAUUGAUGGUCAAAAGAACUCAACUGUUUCAGUGUCUGAAUUUGAGGAAGCCUUACUUGAUCCGUCGUCUCUACCUUUUGAUAAAAACGAGAAUGCUGAUCACCAGGAGGAUUAUCCUUUGUCUGUUUCUAGACAAGAAGACCUGAAAGAUCUGCAUGAAGAAGUGAAAGAGGAUGUAGAUACCAGAGAGCUAGAUGUUAGUGAAUCUUUGGUGGACUUGGUUUCUCCUACCGAAGAGGAAGUAGUAUCUACAUGGAUGGUUGAACAUCAUUUCCCAGGUGAUACAAGUUCACCUUUGGGAUAUGGUGACACGACGGAGCAUGUGAAAACACUGGAAGAAUCACCUGAUGUGGUACAUGAUAUAGCUGAAACUUCAGUAAACAGAUCAGUAGCUGAAGGCAUAGUGCAGGAGGAAGAGAAUAAACAAAAAGAUGAAGCCAGUCCUCAAACAUUCACUGCAGACAUCCCAAUAGACAGCUACGCCACUCUGUCUUCUGGAGCAGUUGAGUAUGUUGAGACGCAUUCAUUUAAUGACGAAGAUGCUCCGAAGGCGGAACAAGAUCCAGUUCAGUCAUCAGUUUCUGAUGCCAAGGAAGAAACACACUCUAACCAAACUAUGGUUAUUGAAGUAGACUCUGUGAAUACUAGUGCUCAAAAUGUGGGAUCCGAAGAAACGACUCCAUCUGAAUCAGAUAGAGAACCAACCUGUUCAGAUAAAUCUGUGGUAGAACAAUCAUCCCUUGAACCUGGUGAAGAUCAAGAACCAGCUCGUGCAGCUCCUCUGAGUGUGGUCUUUUCCCGUAACGUCACUUUCCACGAGUAUCACGAAGCUCCUGAGGAUACAACAGAGUUAUCUUGUUUGACAUCUGAUACAUCCUCAUCUCCAGCAGAGUCUCCUGAGUACGAAACACCUAUGGUUGGUGAAGGCUCAAAGACGGAGUUCUUCCAAGAGACUGUUAAUGAGGGGCCUGACCAUGUGGUCGAGCAAUUAGAUCAGCUUACAGAUUUACAUGAAAUAUCUCAAAGUCCUCCUGAAGUUAUCGCUGAAGAGGCAGACGAGAUAAAAGAGAUUGAUGAAGGGUUGUUGUCUGAACUUGACACGAUUGGAGACUUCGGUGUUAAGGAAGUUGUGACAGAUUCUGAACCUGGGCCAUCUUCAGUAGGGUCAGACACUGCCAAAGAACUGACGGAAGCUCUGCCCGUUCUGGAAGUGAGAUCUGUUGAAGACAUAGAAUCUGCUUUCCAGCAGAUCCAUGAAGGAGCUGAGGUUGAGGAUGUUAUUCUUCCAAGCACCGUUCAAGACCAGUUGGCUCAAGAAAAUUCUGAAAACUCAACAGAGGCAAAAUCAGAGUUAACAGUUGUGGAAGCUACGUCGAAAGAUGAUCUAGAUACUGCUAUGAAUGAGGCUGUAGUAGAGAGCAUGGGCAAGCAACCAAUGUCACCAGAAACAGAUGGUGGGUCUGGAGAAACCAAGUGCGGAGUUGAAAUGGAACCAUCAGGGUCUUUAAUUGAAGAAAGAUCUCUUGAUGAGACAAAUGUUAAUCUUAACAACACACCUGAGAAAGAAGAAGAUGAGGAAAGUAGACCGAAAGAGAGAACCACAUCCGAUGUAUCGUCUACCGAAACUCGAUCACUGGAGGAAACUUCAAAAUCAAUAGAGGAGAUGUCAACGGAAGUAAUCUCGGAAAGAGUGGUGAUUCCCACAGAAGCCACUGAGUCUAGUAAUGUAACACUAAGCGAUGAAGUAGUGACUGAGGAAGCAAAAGCUGAAACCUCAAGUAACCUUGAUGGGACUGUACAGAGUCCUGAGUCCAAAGAAACUCGGGAAGAUUCGGAGGAAAGCAUCUCAGAAGUAAAGACAGAGAAGAACGAUAAGGGUAGGUCCGAUUCUUCAGGCUCGAGCUCAAGCUCUAGUUCAAGUGACUCAGAUUGAAAAACAAUAUCGAAGGGUAAUGCAUCUCAACUCCUAGUAUAUAUGUUUGUUACACGGUAAUUGAUAGGCACUUCUGGGUUUGUUUUUUUUCAUCAGACUGUGUGCUCUGUUUUAAAAGGGGCAGGAAGAGGCCGCUAUUCAUUUUUUUUUGUACUGAGUUUUCUCCUUUUCCCGGUUUGUGUGUAUGUAUGUGUAUGUGUGUUUCCGUUUCUCGUGUUUCAGCUUCCAUAUUUAUUGAUUUGUAUUUUUUUGAUACUAUUCUGAGGUUUUUUCAGGGUUUUUGGUUUGUGACUUUAAAUAUUUUCUCGUGUUUUUGGGGGUUGUUCUAAAUUAUUUUGUAUUGAAACUGAGAAAUGAGAAAUAAGAAAUGUAUUGAUGUUUGGAUUCUUC